Messenger RNA from Aspergillus chevalieri, 348 nucleotides. RefSeq lists its product as uncharacterized. Gene Ontology annotation, biological process: defense response to fungus. The transcript is spliced from 3 exons. Bases 1 to 348 code for a protein of 115 amino acids. NCBI's taxonomy places the organism in Eukaryota, Fungi, Ascomycota, Eurotiomycetes, Eurotiales, Aspergillaceae. The record is from RefSeq and is a predicted model, not a curated record.
AUGAAGCUCACUUUCCUCACCUCUUUGGGAUUCGCCCUCUUCACUGCCCUGGGUGCGGUGGCCAGCCCGGUCGACUUCGAUUCCAAUUCUCUGGACUUGAGAGACGAAGCUAUUAAAGCCAGUGCUGCUGAGGCCAACGUCUUCGACGAUGCCAGCAUUGCCGAUGAAGAUGGUGAAGCCGGCACUUUGAUCCGUUAUGAUGGAACUUGCUCCAAUCGGAACAACAAAUGCCGCUACAGGGCCCAAAGCGGUAGGACCGCUAUUUGCCGUUGCCAGGUCAAGCGGUGUGGAAGCGAGCACGGAAGAUGCUUCUUUGACAGCGUUAACAGACACUGCACUUGCUACUAG